GGGAAGUAGGCUUGAAGAAUAAACUCACCAUUUAUGAAGAAGGAAACACUGACCUGAUAGAAACUGAACUCUCAAUAGCAGGUGUGGAAUUGCUAGAGUUCUGGAGAAGAUGCUGGUGCUCAACUGUUCUACCAAAUUACUGAUCCUGGAAAAAAUGUUGAAGAGUUACUUCCCUGAAUCACUCAAGGUUUAUGGAGCAGUGAUGAACAUGAAUCGUGGGAAUCCCUUUCAGAAGGAGGUGGUGGUGGAUUCAUGGCCAGACUUCAAAGCUGUUAUCACCCGGCGACAGAAAGAGGCUGAGACAGAUAGCCUGGACCAUUAUUCUAAUGCCUAUGCUGUAUUCUACAAGGAUGUCAGGGCUUACCAACGCCUGUUGGAAGAACACAAUGUUAUCAACUGGGAUCAAGUUCUUCAAAUACAAGGGCUGCAGAGUGAGUUACAUGAUGUUUCCAAAGCUGUUGCCAACUCAAAGCAGUUAGGUGUAAAGUUAACUUCCUUCAAGGCUGUUCAAUUUUUCCCUCAUCCGCUUCUGACAGACACCAGUUCUCUAAAGGGCUCUGCCCCACGACUAACUUACCUGAGUGUUGCUGAUGCUGAUCUACUCAACCGGACUUGGUCUAGGGGCGGCAAUGAACAGUGUCUCCGGUAUAUCACAAAACUCAUCUCUUGCUUCCCCAGUGUAUGUGUCCGGGAUGACAAGGGAAACCCGGUCUCUUGGUCUCUUACAGACCAGUUUGCCACCAUGUGCCAUGGCUAUACCCUGCCAGAGCAUCGCAGGAAAGGUUACAGCACGCUGGUGGCCCUCACACUGGCCAGGAAGUUGCAAAGCCGGGGAUUCCCCUGUCAGGGCAACGUCCUAGAUGACAACACAGCAUCCAUAAGCCUCCUGAAGAAUCUCCAGGCUGAGUUCUUGCCCUGUCGCUUUCAUAGGCUUAUUCUCACCCCUGCAGCUUUCUCUGGCUAAGUUUACC
Messenger RNA from Neogale vison (American mink), 971 nucleotides. RefSeq names its product glycine N-acyltransferase-like protein 3. Gene Ontology annotation, molecular function: glycine N-acyltransferase activity. The transcript has 6 exons. Gene Ontology annotation, cellular component: mitochondrion. The coding region runs from base 110 to 964 and encodes 284 amino acids. The record is from RefSeq and is a predicted model, not a curated record. Lineage: Eukaryota; Metazoa; Chordata; Mammalia; Carnivora; Mustelidae.